CGGAGGCACAAAGCGGCUGCGUUAUCACAUGUCUAUAUAACCACAGCCGAGCUGCGCGCGCGCACACUCGCUGUGUUCUUUCUCACGCAGCACGAUCGUUUUCCCGCCUCUUUGUUAUUAUCAUCGGCGCGCGAGUUUCCACUGCGCGAGUGAGGUACAGCAAGAUGAAUUCCAAUGAAUUUAGAAUUGAAAGAAAUGUGGAGUUAUCAGAGGAGACUAAGGCGAUUGCUGAGAAAGAGUUGAGGGAAACGCCGGAGAGGGUUCGGGAAGCCAUGGAAAGGUUGAAAGAGCUUCUCAAGGAAAAUAAAGACUUAUAUUUUGGAGAGGACGAUGAGUUACUCACAAUUUUUUUGCGCCCUUGCAAGUGGUAUCCAGAAAGCGCUAUGGCACUGAUGAGACGAGUGGCUGAGUUCAAACGUGAAAAUGCAUGUCUUUUGGAUGGCCUGUUACCUGAACACGUAAAGGAAUCUUUUCUUGAGCACAAAGUCGUGAAUGUCAUGAAGGGCCGCGACGAUAAGGGGAGGAGAGUUCUAAUUGUCAGCGUUGGAGGUACAUGGGACCCAAAGAAAGUGUCCGCAGACCAGUUGUUUAAGCUGUUCUACUUGAUCCACGAGGCGGCCAUGCUAGAGCCAGAAUCCCAAGUUCGAGGAACUGUCGUUAUCAUGGAUUUCCAUAACAUGGGCUGGAGUCAGACAAUGGGGCUUACACCGGCGUUCUCCAAACGUCUGCUGACUUUUAUUCAAGAUGCUAUGCCUCUUAGAUUAAAAGAGGUGCAUUUUGUAAAGGAGCCUAUGAUUUUCAAUGUCGUAUGGAAAAUGUUUAAGCCUUUGAUUCGUGAAAAACUAAAGACCAGAAUCUUCUUCCACGGCUCGAAGAUGGCGUCUUUACACAAACACAUCGCACCAACGCAUCUGCCAGGCGACUAUGGCGGCGAGCUGGACGCUAUCGACUACGGCGCUGCCGACUGGUACCCCGUCAUCAAUGAUGUCCUUCCCCACAUUAACAACUGGAAUUCAUAUGGGUUCGUCAAAAAGGCGUAAUACAUAUUUAAUUUAACAAAAACCAAACUAAGUAGACUGUUAUGUAUGGUUAUAGUAUGGUUUGGUUUUUUAGUCUUAGUUAACUAUUUGCCAUAAUAAGAAUCAUGUAAUCAGAGUAACUGUGGUAUUGCACACGAAAUUUCUUUUGGUUGGUUUCAAAGUUUUAUAUACAUCGUAAAUUAUAAAAUAUAAAUGACUUUUUCAUUCAAUAUAUCAGUUUUGUUUUCGUUUAAGUACUUAUUCGUACAUAAAUUGUGCCUUAUUAUAUUUAACAAUUAUAAUUUUAAAUGAAUUUUCAUAUACAUAUUUAUAAGUAGAUGUUUUUAAUAUAAAUUAGUUUAGAAUUAAUGUAAGAAAAACUAUGAAUAUAGUAAACAGUAUGAAUUUAAUGAUAAACUUUCAUGUACAAAUUAUGAUCAUUUAAUUUUUAUUUAUAAAAGAUUAUUGAUGUAUGUUAUUCUAUUGUCCUGAGGAAGGAACACAUAGGCAAUCAUUUUCAUAUCAUAUCAUAAACAAGGAUCAAACGUGUAAAUGCUUUUUCAUUGUUACAUUUACACUUUCCUGACUUAUAUAUUAUGUAUACUUAUAUGAAAUAUUUUGCUCAAAUCGUUUGUAAUAAUCAUGUGGGGUUGACGUGUAUGAUAUUUAAAAUUAAUCAAAUUACGUCAAUAUUUUUACAUUGUUAUAUUAAUGAAAUAUAUUAUAAUUUAGCAGACAAGAUUAUAGUUUCUAAGCGUUCGUCUGUUGUUGUUUGAAAUACUUACAUUAAAUGAGGUUUGAGCGGAUUUCAUGACAUUCUAUAAAAAAAUUAUUUUUUAUAUUUUUUUAUACUUUGAGAAAUGAAUAAAUAAAGGCUGUGAGUGAAAAAAAUACUGGUUAAGAACACCAGUUUGUUUCGUACAAUAUAUAUCAAAAUACUUUCUACAGCUUGCUGUAAAAAAAAUGAAUAUAUAUUUAUAGAAAUAAUAUAAUAGUUCACAUGAUAUAAUUAAUUCAGAUGUAAACAAAUACGAUCCACGAGGCUAAAGCAAAUAAAUCAUUUGAAAUGGUUUCUUGUAAGUGACUUGUUGACAAAGGUUAAAUUAGCCUUAAUAGACAUUGAUAAAAAUUCUUAAAACUUAAAUUCGAUAUGUGUAUGUUUUGUAUGCGUGUGUAAAAAAUAUAAGAGACUGUAUA
Messenger RNA from Nymphalis io (European peacock), 2216 nucleotides. Its product is annotated as retinaldehyde-binding protein 1. Gene Ontology annotation, cellular component: membrane. The record is from RefSeq and is a predicted model, not a curated record. The transcript is spliced from 6 exons. Gene Ontology annotation, molecular function: phosphatidylinositol bisphosphate binding. The coding region runs from base 165 to 1040 and encodes 291 amino acids. NCBI's taxonomy places the organism in Eukaryota, Metazoa, Arthropoda, Insecta, Lepidoptera, Nymphalidae.